GAGAUUGCGCAACAGGAAGCGCGUGAUCGCUCCCAUGAUGCAUCGCUGCAGCUCAGCUGAGCACAGAGAUUCUGCUGGACGCCUCGGAUUCUCUCCAGAUUAGAGCUGUUUUUACACGGAAUCCGAUCUGAGGGGAUUAUAAUCCGACCACGACAUGUUUGUCCAAUGUGAGUAAGAAGCAUCUAAGAGGAGACAUGCUCGCGACUCAACUCGCUGACUCUGUUCAAGAGGCCAAAAAUGUCAAACAGUGGAUCAAGGAGAAGAUAGCACAGACCCUGAAGUCACUGCAGAAGCGCUACGUGACCACGGACGCGCCGGUGACCAGCGAGGACUCGGAGGCCAACCAGCUCUGCUGCGCUCUGGAAGCCGUCUUCAUUCACGGCCUCCGCAGUAAACACAUCCGGACAGACGGAGCAGGAGCACGUAACCGCAAAGGAGGCUCUCUUCCUCAGCCGGUCUUCUGGAACCUGCUUAAAACCAUCACUCACAGAGAUGUGAUUCUGGAGCUAGAGGGUUUGAGCUUCAUCAACUCGGACGUAGGCCGGUGCCGAGCAUGGGUGCGUUUGGCUCUGAACGAUGGGCUAUUGGAGUGCUACUUGACGUCACUUCUCCGAGAGAGCACCAAGCUGGGGGCCCACUACCAACCCGGAGCACUGCUCCUUGACCCCGAGGAGCGUGAGGUUCUGCUCAGUCUUCUGCAGGGCUUAGCCUCGCUUGCUUUCCAGCUUUCCUACAAAUCUGCAGUGCUCAAUGAGUGGACCACCACACCGCUGGCACUCGCUGGUCUAUGUCCACUUCUGCCCAACGAUGACUUGUGCCCCCCUGCUUCACGCCGGGAAUCUUGGGAUACAGCUUCUCAGUCAUCUGGAUCCGGGGGCUCUGGCCGAGGUCAGGUAGGCAGGACGGCCUCGGAUCUCAGCCUGGACACCGCCGGUUCUUGCCAUCUCUCUUCCAGCUUCGGCUCAGAGAAAGAGAGCUGGAGCCUCCAAACGGAGAACAAGAGUCCAACUGAAGAAAUGAGUAUCUCCUCCAGCCAGGAUAUUAUAAAAGACCUCGAUGUGCUCAGCCCAGCUACAGACAGCAUGAACGAGUCCUCAAUUCCCAGCAGCAGUGAUGACGACUCGUCCAGCAAACGGGAUAGAAACCAGAUGCUCGAACCUCCCGUGGAGUUGUCCGUUCCCCAUGCAGUCGUUUUGGAAGACGUAUCUUCAGAAGAAGAACUCGCAGAGCAUUUGACCGCCCUUGUAACUAGAAGACCAACGAAAGAUCUUGCGGAGUCUUGUGUGGUAGAAGAUCGGAAGCAGGAUGGAGAAGAAUCUCCUGCCAUUUUGUUUGACACCACCACCCCCGUGUUAGCCUGUCAGGUGACUUCAGACUCGUCAGAUCCCAGCAAUCGUACAAACCUGGACCAUGCUUCUGUCCAUCACAAUGGUUCAUCUAAUGCUCUGAGUGUUAAAACGUCUGCAGGCUCUGUUAGUUCUCACCACGUUUCUCAGAAAUCCCAGUCCUGGAUCUCCGACGAGGACAUUUACAAGCCGGAUACUUAUGCAAGUGGCGAUUCUGAAGAGUCUGAUGCUAUUGAGUCCACCCAGGUUAAUGGGAUUGUGUCUGCUGAUGCGGGACCCGAAUCCCACCCGUCUCCACCUAGUGUGGUCCGUCGUAGACAGAUCGGCUUGUCAAACCCAUUCCGAGGUCUUCUAAAGCUGGGCCAGCUGGAGCGCCGUGGUCCUGUGGGUUUGUGGCGUGCGUGCCACUGCGAGCUGUCGCCGUUUGAGCUGCGCCUAUAUGCCGACGACGAGGAGCGUAACAUCUGUGAAAACCGCUCGCUGCUGCGCUGUGAGACUGUGCAUCUGGGCGCCGAUGGCCGGUUUCAUCUCGAAUUCCCUGGGAAGAGGCUCCACCUGCGGGCGCCGAGCAAAGCCGAGGCCGAAGACUGGGUAGAGCGCAUUAACGAGGCUGUGAGCAAUUUACGACAGGAACCACAAGAAGACUGGGAUGACCUCUCAAACUCUGUCACGCCUGCGUCUUCGCCCGCCGAGCCGUCCAGUCUGCCGGAGACUGACUGGAGCAGGCCCUGUGAGCCGGAACCAGACGCCAUAAAGGAGACUGUAGUGGGCUUGAGCCGAGACGAGCAAGGGUGGUGUCUGAUAGUGCUGUCUCUUUCACUGGAGGCGCUUCAGGGGUUUUUAAUGCAGGACGGAUGCAAAACGCAUCUUUUCUGCCAUGGCGUCGAUGCUGUGAGAGACGUAGUACCUGCUGUGGCCCUGGGAGGCCCCGCCUUCUUCAAGGUUCUGACAGCGAAGGAGACACUAACGAUGCAGGCCGAGAAUGGCGAGCAGGCGCGUUCCUGGAGGAGCCUUAUCCGCAGGGCUCUAGAUUCAUACCUGGAGGAUGAGAACGAGACAGGAGGCAAAUUGACGUCGCUGAGUGGAGGCAACGUCCACAGACUUGUUCAGCACAGGCUUAAGGAUGAUGGCGUGCUGCUGCCCUUUCUGACCGUGGUCCCUAAUGAAAAAGGGCUGAAUGCACAGAACUUUAAAUGUGCAGGCUGUCCCAGGCAGAUUGGUGUAUCUUUAGGACGAGCCAGGCUGUGUGAGUUCUCAGGUCAAUAUUACUGUGAUAGCUGUCACCAGGGUGACAUCACAAUCAUCCCUUCUCGCAUGGUGCACAACUGGGAUCUCAGAGCACGUGAGGUCUCCAGGCAGGCCAUGAAGCUGCUGACCGAUAUUGAGCAGGAGCCCUUAAUAGACCUUGAUGUGUUAAAUCCUGACCUGUUUGAUCACACUGACACCAUGGCAAGAGUGCAAUGCUUCAGGCAAAGACUCCGUCUCCUUGGAGAUUACCUGCUCAUUUGUCGCAGUGGAAUCCAGAAAAAAAUUCAGGCCAGGUUGCAGCAGAGGACCUACCUACUGGAAUCAAGUCAUCUAUAUAGUGUUCUGGAUUUCAGGCAGAUAGCAGACAACCAGUACGAGUCCUUUCUGCAGUCUGUCGUCCAGUUCUCAUGCAACCAUGUGCAACAUUGUGACCUCUGCACACAGCGAGGGUUCAUCUGCCAGAUCUGCAACGCGGACGACAUCAUUUUCCCUUUCCAGUUCGACACCACCUCAAGGUGUAAAGCAUGCAAAUCUGUUUUCCACUCGUCCUGCAAAGCCCAGAGCGUCGGUUGUCCUCGCUGCGAACGUCUGCAGAGAUAUAAGGAGCGAGACCAUCUGGAAUAAACCGCAUGCUCUUCUACAUCUCCCUGUAGCUCCAGCACCGGUGUAUCUGUACUGAACGUUCCUCAUGACCAUCAGUAGCUGUGAUCUGAUCGCUGCAGAGCUCAAAUACAGAUCAUGUAUUUAUUUACACUGCCUCAAGUGCACUUAUUUAUACCUAUAGACUGACCGAAUGCACCGUACACACGUGUGUGUGUGUGUGUGUGUGUGUGUGUGUUGCUAUAAGAACCAGACUCUUAACUUGCACUAACUGAGAAUCGAGUAACUUUUCCUCCAUAAGCAUGAGAUGAACCUGUACUGGAUAGAUGAUUAUUAUUAUUAUUAUUAUUAUUUUCUUCAUCGCAGUAAUCUAUAGACAUAUAUCAUGGAGAAUCGUCUACAUCUGUGGGGGGGAAAAGGCACUUUUUUAUUAGCGCUUAUGCUUUUUUUUUUUUUUAUACAGCUCCAUCUUUUUAUCUUUCUUACGGAAAUGAAGGGCUGUUCUAAUACGGCAGCAUAAACGUGUAGCAUUUUAUUCUGAUCUACAUUCAUUCAUACAACGGAAACUCCCGAGAUCUUUUCUCCUUUCUUCAUACCGAUUUGUAAGAUUUAUUUGAUUAUUUGUUUUUUAACUCACACUGCCAAAAACUUCACCGUUACUCGACCUUAACACUCUGUACACGUCGUGUCGCACGACCUACGCUUUCUUUUCACACCUGUUUUUAUCGCUAUUGGCAAGCGGAAAAUUGAAAAUUGUAAUUACUCGAUUCGUGUAACGAAACGUUCCAGCGUUACGUGUUCGGGUCAAACCCGCUUCUUUUUACACCGCAUGGGCAUUUUCUGGCGCGUACCACGCACGCUGCUUCUUCAGUCGCCAAAUUAAUCACCGUUUAUACGAUUCUACUGUUAUUUGCACAAGCUCACGAUCAGUCUAAAGACACGUCGCAGUUAUGUGUUGGUUUUAUUGGGAUCGAAAACAUUUAUUUUAUUAGCAUAUUUGACUUUUAUUUAUUUAUUUUUUUUGACGCAUACAGAUGUCUAACUCUGUACAUGUCUAGAUUUAAAAUAAUUUAUUUUGAAUUUUUUUUAUUAUUAUUAUUAUAAACUCGAGGGAUUCUGCCUUCUCUGACUCCAGGGUGCAACAUCCGAGGCAUCGCAUUGUGAUACGCUUUACGUGAUGCAACUCUUCUUCUGGUGCUUUUUCAUAACCGUUGCCUUACGUCAUCAUGAUUAAAUAAUGUUUUAUUAUAGUGAACGGACUGAAUUUUUUUUUAUUAAUACUAUUGUUUGUUUGUUUUUUUUUCCCUCUUCUGUUUAACCUUAAAUACUUGGUUUGGUUUCUGCCUUAUUUUCUUUACAUAAAGAUUUUUUUAUUAUUAUUUAUGACACCGAUGACAUUGUUGUCUAUGUACAAAAAACUUUCUUCUUUUUAAUAUCAUUCCUCCGGAAGAGCUUUGUGUCCCGUUUAGUCCAGCGUCAUAGCGAUAAUCCAAAUAACUUUCAUUUCGCAUUAAAGAGUAGCUGCUGUUGAGUUCAACACACUGCAUCGUGACCAAAUGCUCAGCGUUUUAACACAAAUGGAUCUCUGAAGCCUUUUGAGAGCACCGGUGUACACCGAGCAGUUUAGGAUACGCUGUGUAAGAGAUCAUUACUCCUGAUGUCAAUACACACGUGUUUACUGUUACAUUGAAAUUUAAGAUGUGCAAUUUCUGUAAAUAAAUAAAAAAUUUUUUUGCUAUUUUUAA
Molecule: messenger RNA, 4939 nt
Organism: Tachysurus fulvidraco (yellow catfish)
Lineage: Eukaryota; Metazoa; Chordata; Actinopteri; Siluriformes; Bagridae
Gene: plekhm1
Product: pleckstrin homology domain containing, family M (with RUN domain) member 1
Exons: 13
Coding region: 195-3218 (1007 amino acids)
Source: RefSeq, a predicted model, not a curated record